Messenger RNA from Chionomys nivalis (European snow vole), 2187 nucleotides. It is a transcript of the gene Nrsn1, whose product is annotated as neurensin 1. Lineage: Eukaryota; Metazoa; Chordata; Mammalia; Rodentia; Cricetidae. The record is from RefSeq and is a predicted model, not a curated record. The transcript is spliced from 4 exons. Bases 238 to 825 code for a protein of 195 amino acids. Gene Ontology annotation, cellular component: neuronal cell body; transport vesicle; neuron projection. Gene Ontology annotation, biological process: nervous system development.
CGCCGGCUGUCAAUCACGUGCAGCUGAGCUAGGAGAGGCGGGAGUGGCAACGGCGGCGGCGGCGGCGGCGGCGGCGGCGGCAGCGGCGGCGGCGAUGGGACCCCAGCGAGAGAUCUGCGGCUAGGUCAGCUGCACUUGCUCCACGGGUCGGGGAUUGAAGGAACAGAAUUGAAGAAUGAAAUUUUAGAAGAAAAGGGAAAGAUAAGCAGAGGACAGGAGAACAUUGAAGCUGGGAAGAUGACUUCUUGCAGCAACACCUGUGGGUCCAAGCAAGCCCAGGCUGACACUGAGGGCGGGUACCAGCGUUAUGGAGUUCGGUCCUACCUGCAUCAGUUUUAUGAGGACUGCACUGCCUCCAUCUGGGAGAAUGAGGAUGAUUUCCAGAUCCAGAGAUCGCCUAACAGGUGGAGCUCGGUAUUCUGGAAGGUCGGACUCACCUCAGGCACUGUAUUUGUGAUUCUCGGACUAACUAUCCUGGCAGUGGGCUUUCUUGUGCCCCCCAAAAUUGAAGCUUUUGGUGAAGCUGAUUUCAUGGUGGUUGACACACAUGCUGUGCAGUUCAACGGCGCCCUGGACACGUGCAAGCUAGCGGGGGCUGUGCUCUUCUGCAUUGGGGGCACAUCCAUGGCAGGGUGCCUACUGAUGUCCGUGUUUGCCAAGAGCUAUUCCAAAGAAGAAAAGUUCCUUCAACAGAAGUUUAAAGAGCGAAUCGCAGACAUCAAAGCCCAUACCCAGCCUGUCACUAAAGCUCCAGGCCCAGGGAACACCAAGAUCCCAGUCACUUUGUCCAGAGUUCAGAAUGUGCAGCCCCAAUCAUCCACUUGAAACCUUUGCCACCUCAGGCCUCCCCUCUCUGAUUCCUGUGCAUCAUCGUUUAAAAAGAAAAAAAUAAAAAAGAAAGGGUAGCCAGUUUUUGAGGUGACAUGCAUUUGGCAGUGACCUAUCCCUAGAGCCAUGUGGAGCUGGAUACAGUGUCAUGCAGGCUUAGGUCAGUUGACAGUGGAUGUUAUGUGUCAGUCUGUGCCCACUUCUAAUGGGUGCUGCCAGGCCCCUCUAGAGAUAAUCUCUCUGGUAUCUCAACCUUGUGUUGUCUGUAUUAGUUGAAAGCACUGAGCAGUCUAAACCAGCCCGCUAGUUAUCACCGUGAUCCACUUGAUGUUCUCAUUUGUUUUUCUGACCCUCCCAUAUGGCGCUGUCUUCCAUGUCUCUCUCUGUGUAUGAUUCUCAUCAUGUGUUCAUGGAAAAGCAGUUUCCUGACUUUUAAUUUGGAUGUUAGAUUUUUUUCACUUUAUCUCAGCACAAAAGUCCUAAGAACGAAUAGAAACGUAUCAGUGGUCCACAUAAAUCACUUUGUUUUAUCUUUUCCACUCAAAAAGAUAAAACUGCCAAUUUUGGAAUCUUGGUUUAAAAAAACAGCAACAAUAAUAAUAUUGGGAGUGUACAUUUAUGCAGUAUCUGACAGCAGUUAACAGCUGGGGAGCUUGACUUCCGGUCAUUAACUUUGCCAUUUGACUUUGCAGAAGAAAAAUAAAAAUUGUUCCUCAGGCGUCAGUUCCUCAACUUACAUAUGCGGCUCUAAGAACAUUCCCGCUCAAGUACAUGAAAUUUUUUUCAGCCAUGUGUCACGAGUCUUUCCGGGUAAUAUUUAUGAUGAUCUUGUAUGGGAGUGGUAUUUUACAGAACUGGACUCCUAGAGUCUCCAACUCUGUAGACUUUACAGUAUUUACCUUAAAUAUCCAACCCAAGCAGGCUGGAUGAUGUGGCCUUGCAUUUAUAGAGAUGAGCAAGCUAGCCUUAAAUAAGAAGCCCUAGACUGGUGUUAACGUUAAAAAGAGUUUUCAUCCUCAAAUAGGAGAAACUGAGCCCCAAACGCUAUGGUUUCCGAGAUGUGCCCCUUGUCCCUCACAUUUUCACUAAAUCUGCAGUGUAGAUUAGACUGAGGAAAGGAACAGGUAUGACUUUGGUAUUCCCUCGUGCGUGUUCCUUCAAGUUUUGUCUUUGUGUGUAUACAUACAUGUUCUUCCUUCUAAGGGAAACUCAAACAUGUGAAUGAGCCGGGCCAGAACCGCACUGUCAUCCCCCGAACGUGGCUCUUUUCUCUCCAACAUGUAAUUUUCCAUUCUGAGACUGAAUACGCCCUGAUGUUUCCCUGACUAAAUGGAGGAAUAAAUGAAGCAGUUAGUGGUC